Messenger RNA from Alternaria atra, 1812 nucleotides. RefSeq lists its product as uncharacterized. The transcript has 5 exons. Gene Ontology annotation, molecular function: heme binding; oxidoreductase activity, acting on single donors with incorporation of molecular oxygen, incorporation of two atoms of oxygen; peroxidase activity. The record is from RefSeq and is a predicted model, not a curated record. The coding region runs from base 1 to 1812 and encodes 603 amino acids. Gene Ontology annotation, biological process: response to oxidative stress. NCBI's taxonomy places the organism in Eukaryota, Fungi, Ascomycota, Dothideomycetes, Pleosporales, Pleosporaceae.
AUGGACUCACCAAACUUCAAACCGUCUUUGUUGGACAGAAUCUUAAUUGCUGUAUUCCGCUUCAUCAACUUUUUCAUCUCUUGGCACCAUUUGCCUGCCCUCAUCGGAGCUUUCAACCUCGACAUCUUGAGAAUUGAAUUGCGCAACUACAAUCUCCACGAUGGUUAUGCCUCCGCUGAUGCUCAAGGUAAACUAGGAGGAAUACUAUCCACAGAAAAGCGAUGCAUCGGGACGCGCAACUCGGAUGGCCAGGAUAAUUCUCUCGAGUUGCGGAAGAUGGGAUGUGCUGGCAUACGUUUCGGUCGUAACUUUGCUCGCAAGCAUUGUCGAAAGCCAACUGAAGAUGAAUUGUGGAAUCCUAGCCCUCGUGCGGUGAGCCAGGCUUUCAUGGCGAGAAAGCCGGAAGAGUUCAAACCUGCGACUACGCUCAAUUUAUUAGCUGCGGCAUGGAUCCAGUUCCAAGUUCAUGACUGGUUCAACCACGCAGACAGUGACGAGACGUAUGACAUCCUGCUGCAGAAAGAUGACAAGUGGCGUGCGGACCAUGGCGAUAUGAAGGUAUUUCGGACGAAGCCAGACGAUGUCCUGGACCUUUCAGACGAGCUUUGCCCUGGCUACCGCAACCAAAACACCGCUUGGUGGGAUGCCUCGCAGAUCUACGGCUCGAGCGAGAACGUCACGAUGAGCUUGAGAGGCGAAGAUCGGGAUGGAAAGCUUCUCCUUGAGAAGGUCGGCAAAGAAGCCAGGUUCCUCCCACGAAACCCAGACGGCACGCCAAAGACCGGCUUCAACGACAACUGGUGGCUCGGCAUAGAGAUGCUGCACACUCUGUUCGCACUCGAGCACAAUGCUAUCUGCGAAAAGAUUCGUCAAGGUCAUCCUGAUUGGACAGGUGACCAGAUCUUCGACAAGGCACGCAUUGUGAAUUGCGCCCUAAUGGCCAAGAUCCAUACCAUCGGCAUGGCUGCUAACUGGUGGGGCAUUGUUCGCGAAAAGCUCACAAAGGCGGUCGGACGUAUCUCGAAGACCAAUGAAGCCAUCAGCGGUAUACCGGGUUUGGGUGUCGACUAUCACGGGAUACCAUACUCUCUGACUGAGGAAUUCGUUUCAGUGUAUCGUAUGCAUCCACUGAUCCCAGACAACAUCGCCCUGUUCGGUGCCGGCAGUGGGAAGCAUAUCAAUACCGUACCAACCGAGGACCUCAUCUUCAAGAAGUCGCUCGAUCCUCUUAAGGCCGGCGCUACCUGGGCAGAUGCUUUCUAUUCCUUCGGCAUCAACUAUUCUGGCGCCAUUACCAAUAACAACUACUCCACAUUUAUGCAGCGGCUUAAGACUCCUGAUGGCCAGCUCCGUGAUAUGGGCACAGUUGAUAUCCUUCGAGACCGUGAGCGUGGCGUCCCACGAUACACGGCGUUCCGCCGCCUGCUCCGUAUGACUGUCCCCAAAACAUUCGAAAACUUAACCGGCGGUAAUAUAGAGCUCGCGGCGAAGCUCAGUGAGGUCUACGAUGGGGACAUCGACAAGGUCGACAUGUUGGUUGGGUCACAUAGUGAACUACUACCACAAGGCUUUGGUUUUAGUGAUACGGCAUUCCGGAUCUUUGUUUUAAUGGCUAGUAGGCGCCUGAAAAGCGAUCGCUUCAUUGCGGGAGCCUGGAAUGCUGACAUGUACACCAAAGAGGGCUUUGAUUGGGUGCAGAACACCACUAUGAGCGAUGUCCUAGGUCGUCACUUUCCACAGCUGAGGAAAGUGAUGCCGGAGAAGACCAAGGUUUUCGCGCCGUGGGAGAAGCUACCAGAGUUGAAGGAAUAA